This is a messenger RNA of Aspergillus ruber CBS 135680, 805 nucleotides long. RefSeq lists its product as uncharacterized. The coding region runs from base 454 to 798 and encodes 114 amino acids. The transcript has a single exon. The record is from RefSeq and is a predicted model, not a curated record. NCBI's taxonomy places the organism in Eukaryota, Fungi, Ascomycota, Eurotiomycetes, Eurotiales, Aspergillaceae.
AUGACCGGUGACAGACUGUCGGAAUAUAGAGGUUCCUUACCGAACAAUACCAACUGAUGCCUGAUUGAUGCCUUGCUGAUAUCAUAUGGCGAAAAGCAGCGUAUUUACUCUGCUAUUACUGCUUUUGAAACCGCACAAUCGCUUAGUAUACUCUAUAAGGUAUUUACGGUCGUAUAUAGGAUCCUAGAUAGCACACUUUUGCAAGAAUCAGAGACCUCAACCAUAUACGCUUGAUACGUACUUUCAACCCUGACUAAGCCACAUUUCCGACACAGACUCAUUUCACCGUCUCAUUUUCGCUGAAGCAGUGAUUAUCAGUCACUCCCCUCUUUUCAUCUUAAAGAUUUGACUCCUACUCAUUUUUAUCUACGUAAGUAUUACUCCUACAAAAACUCUUGUAUACAGAUGCUGAAUCCCACUUGCACAUUUGCAGUACGUCUCGUCCGCAUUACAAUGACAGUCUAUUACAACUACCACCAACCCUUUGGAUUUUUAGUUUGGCAGCUAAUCACAUUCCUCUUCGGCCUCACUGCAAUGAUUGCACAGCAUCAAUAUGACUAUCACGGAUAUUUUCUUUGGUUUCUGUUCUUGACGACUUCCAACCUCACUAUACUUUUGAACCCGACUCUCUGCGCUCUCCGGACCACCAUGAAGCUCCCUGAUGGCUCUGAAGUAAAAGUGAAAAAGCCUCUCAUUACCUUUAGAAUUUGCGAGAAGCAAACUACGGUCUUUCCGGGCGCCCUUGGUGAGGGUCUCCCCGAGGAAUGGCAAUAUGACAAGGCGUACCUAAGGAUUUAAAGAGUGU